Messenger RNA from Capronia epimyces CBS 606.96, 774 nucleotides. RefSeq lists its product as uncharacterized. Lineage: Eukaryota; Fungi; Ascomycota; Eurotiomycetes; Chaetothyriales; Herpotrichiellaceae. The transcript is spliced from 2 exons. Bases 1 to 774 code for a protein of 257 amino acids. The record is from RefSeq and is a predicted model, not a curated record. Gene Ontology annotation, molecular function: oxidoreductase activity.
AUGUCUCGACUUGAAGGAAAAGUCAUUGCCAUCACGGGUGCCGGAUCGGGGAUCGGGGCAGCGACCGCUCGUGAGGCGGCGGCGCGAGGAGCAUCGCUCUCACUCUGCGACAUCAACCAAGAUGCACUGGCCGUGGUGGUAGACGAAAUCAGAGGCAGAGGCAACGACGUUGUGGGAACGCGCGUCGAUGUGUCCAACUCGGACAGCGUGGAUGCCUGGAUUGCCGACACGGUUGCACACUUUGGAAGGCUGGACGGCGCGGCCAAUGUGGCCGGGGUCGAAGCAGGGCCUGGAGGCAAAGUGUAUGCCAACAUCGUGGACAUUUCAAACGAACAUUGGGGAUGUAUGAUGGGCAUCAAUUUGACCGGCCUGUUCUAUUGUCUCCGGGCGCAACUGCGAGUCAUGCAACGAGGCUCGUCAGUCGUCAAUGUCUCCAGCAUGGCCGGACUCGUGGGUCGGCCGGGUGUCGCGGCGUACACGGCGAGCAAGCACGGCGUCAUUGGACUGACGAGGACGGCGGCCAAGGAGGUGGGCGAGAGAGGCAUCCGGGUGAAUGCGCUUGCACCGGGCCCUGUCGACACUCCCAUGUUGGAUCGCAUUCGCUCAAACGCUGGCGGCGUCCAACGACCGCUAGCCGAGACAGUCAAGACCCUCCCGUUGCAGAGACUGGGGUCGUCGGAAGAUAUGGCGAGAACCAUCUGCUUCGCCCUCAGCGACGACGCUAUUUUCACCACGGGCGCCAUUUUCUCCGUGGACGGCGGAGCGACAUGCUGA